Molecule: messenger RNA, 2106 nt
Organism: Gymnodraco acuticeps
Lineage: Eukaryota; Metazoa; Chordata; Actinopteri; Perciformes; Bathydraconidae
Product: phospholipid-transporting ATPase ABCA1-like
Biological process (GO): lipid transport; transmembrane transport
Cellular component (GO): intracellular membrane-bounded organelle; membrane
Molecular function (GO): ABC-type transporter activity; lipid carrier activity
Source: RefSeq, a predicted model, not a curated record
AUGAGCGUUCGCACCGACCCAGAGGCCAUCCGGCUCGUUGCCAGGGCAACAAACAAACUGCUGGACAGCCUGGGGGGCUUGGCUGUGGAGUUGGCAGGCAUGAAGUCGUGGCUGGACCUGCGCACCGAGCUGCUCUUCCUCCAGGUGAACGCCUCCUCCUCGCCCUCCGCUCUGUACCAGGCCGUCAGCAGGAUCGUGUGUGGUCACCCUGAGGGGGGGGGGCUGCAGAUCAAGAGCCUCAACUGGUACGAAGACAGCAACUACAAGGCUCUGUUCGGGAGCCACAACUCCAGCGAGGACCAGGAGGGGGCGCACUACGACAACUCCUCAACGCCGUACUGCAACAGCCUGGUCCAGAGUCUGGACUCCAACCCGAUGUCCCGGAUGAUCUGGACGGCUCUGAAGCCGCUGCUGAUGGGGAAGAUCCUGUACACGCCCGACACGCCGGCCACGCAGAGGGUCAUCCACGAGGUGAACCGGACCUUCCAGGAGCUCGGUGUGUUCAGGGACCUGGGCGGCAUGUGGGAUGAAAUGAGACCCAAAGUGUGGCGCUUCAUGGAGGACGGAGAGCAGAUGGACGUCAUCCGGACUCUUCUGAAGAACAACGCCACGGCCCGGCUCUUCCACGCUCAGCUGAGCGGCACCGAUUGGACGGUCUCGGACGUCUCUGACUUCCUGUCGAAGCAGGCGUCUGACCUCCGACCCCCCGGAGAGGUCACCUGGAGGAACGUCUUCAACGAGACGGACGAGGCCAUCCGGAGCAUCUCGCGCUUCAUGGAGUGUGUGAACCUGGACAAGCUGGAGCCGGUCUCCACGGAGGAGCAGCUGGUGGACCGCUCCAUGGUUCUUCUGGAGGACCGCAGGUUCUGGGCCGGCAUCGUGUUCCCGGACCUCGAGCCCAACGCCACGGAGCUGCCCGACUCCAUCAACUACAAGAUCCGCAUGGACAUCGACAACGUGGAGAGGACCAACAAGAUCAAAGACGCGUACUGGGACCCCGGCCCCCGUGCAGACCCCUUCGAGGACAUGCGGUACAUCUGGGGCGGCUUCACGUACCUGCAGGACGUCAUCGAGCAGGCCAUCGUCCGAACGCUGACCGGCACCAAGGAGAAGACCGGCGUCUACAUCCAGCAGAUGCCCUACCCCUGCUACGUGGACGACAUCUUCCUGCGGGUGAUAAGCCGAUCCAUGCCUCUCUUCAUGACUCUGGCCUGGAUGUACUCGGUGGCCAUCAUCCUGAAGAGCAUCGUGUACGAGAAGGAGGCUCGCCUGAAGGAGACCAUGAGGAUCAUGGGCCUGAACAACGGCAUCCUGUGGUUCAGCUGGUUCCUCAGCAGCCUGGUGCCCCUGCUGGUCAGCGCCAGCCUGCUGGUGCUGCUGCUCAAGAUGGGGGACCUGCUGCCCUACAGCGACCCCGGCGUGGUCUUCCUGUUCAUGGGAUCCUUUGCGGUAGUGACCAUCAUGCAGUGCUUCCUGCUCAGCACGGCGUUCAACCGCGCUAACCUGGCGGCGGCGUGCGGCGGCAUCAUCUACUUCACGCUCUACCUGCCCUACGUGCUCUGCGUCGCCUGGCAGGACUACAUCGGCUACGGGGCCAAAGUAUUUGCGAGCCUCCUUUCCCCCGUGGCGUUCGGGUUCGGCUGUGAAUACUUCGCCCUGUUCGAGGAGCAGGGUGUGGGCAUCCAGUGGAGCAACCUGGUGUCCAGCCCCCUGGAGGAGGACGACUACAGCCUGCGCACCGCCAUCAUCAUGAUGUACGUGGACUCCUUCCUGUACGGCCUGCUCACCUGGUACAUCGAGUCCGUGUUCCCAGGUCAGUACGGGAUCCCUCGGCCCUGGUUCUUCCUCUUCACCAAGUCCUACUGGUGGGGGGAGCCCUACGUCAGGUCCAAGGUCCACCUGAGCCAGAAGGCAAACCCAGAAGUGGUGUGUAUGGAGGAGGAACCGGCUCACCUGGAGCCCGGCGUCUACAUCGAGAACCUGGUGAAGGUUUACCCCCACGGAAAGAAGCUGGCGGUGGACGGACUGACGCUGGGGUUCUACGAGGGACAGAUCACCUCCUUCCUGGGACACAACGGGGCCGGCAAGACCACCACCAUGUGAGUA